CUGAUUAUUUAUCAUGGCAUUAAAGGUCCGUGAACUGGAAACUGAAGUUGAAACUGAGCAAAGACGUGGAGCUGAUGCUGUUAAAGGAGUCCGCAAAUAUGAGAGGAGAGUGAAGGAGCUCACCUACCAGACUGAGGAGGACAAGAAGAAUUUGGUCAGACUUCAGGAUCUGGUGGACAAGCUGCAGCUCAAGGUCAAGGCUUACAAGAGACAGGCUGAGGAGGCUGAGGAACAGGCCAACACCCACAUGUCCAGACUGAGAAAGGUCCAACAUGAGAUGGAGGAAGCUCAGGAGCGUGCUGACAUUGCUGAAUCUCAGGUCAACAAACUGAGAGCCAAGAGCCGUGAUGUUGGAAAGGGUGAAAGUGCUGAGUAAGAGACAUCUAUUUGGAACCUUUUGUCAGCGUUCAUAAAAUAUGAAACAGCUGCUAAAUUGUCUGUUUGCAAUGUAUUAAUUCAAUAAACUCUUUCCUGUGACUUCAUUACAUUUAA
Molecule: messenger RNA, 492 nt
Organism: Neolamprologus brichardi
Lineage: Eukaryota; Metazoa; Chordata; Actinopteri; Cichliformes; Cichlidae
Source: RefSeq, a predicted model, not a curated record